UUUUAAACUAAUUACAACACUACAAAUCUAUUACAUUUAUUGAGGUAGUAAGAAAUGGCCCUUUGGGGAAAAGGAGAUGCCCGAUGGAUCGUGGAAGAAAGAGAAGAUGCCAAGAAUGUCAACAACUGGCAUUGGUCCGAAGUUGACGCCAGCGUGCCGAGUAAGAAGUUUUUCAAAGAAAAGUUUUUAGAGCUUGGUGAAUCGGGGACUGAAGGCAGUGUGCGAAUCAGUGAGGUAACAAAAUGCGAUGGUGAGGCUUCUGUCAACAACAGGAAGGGCAAAGUUAUCUACUUUUUCGAGUGGAACAUUGAGUUGAAGUGGUGUGGUAAGACAGCCACCAGUAAUGAUAACAUUACUGGCAAAAUUGAAAUCGAAAACAUCAGCGAGGAAAACUCCGAAGAUGAUGUCGACAUCACUACGAGACAAACUAAAAAUGGGAACGAACAUACAAAACUGCAUCAAAUUGUCAAAUCCCAGCUUGCCCCCAAGUGCAGGGCUAUAAUCGGAGACUACAUCAAGUACCUGCAAGUGACGCACGGUAAACAGGUGGUUCUGCCUACUAAGAAGGGAGAGGGUAUCAACAGUCAGCCCAGCAAAUCUAAAGCUGCUCCUCCGAUGAGCAGCAUCAAGCAGAAGAUGUCAGAAACAGUGAUCUCCUCAAAACCAACAGAAUCUGUUGAAAACAAGAGAACUGAUAUCAAUCUUAAUGAUGGUUUCUUGUGUCGUGUGGAUGAUUUAUUUCAUUGCUUCGUUAACCCAGAUAAAAUGAAGGCGUACUUCAAUGGAGCUGCAGAUGUAGACCCCAGAGAAGGCGGCAAGUUUUCUAUGCUUUGUGGCAUGAUAUCGGGUACAUAUCUCGAAAUUAAGCCAAACGAAUCGAUACAAUGGCACUGGAGGUUCAACGACUGGCCAGCUAACACUUACAGCACUGUUACCCUGAAAUUUAAAGAUACAGGAACCAGCACCGAGCUUACUUUGAACCAGGUUGGUGUACCGCAGUACUCUGUUGAACAAAUCAAAUCUGGUUGGUACAAAUACUACUUCAACGCCAUCAAACGAACAUUCGGAUACGGCUCCGGUACUUUGUAACGCCAACUCUCAGAUAUGAGUUUCCUGAAGAUGUUCGCUGUUUGACAACCUUUGGUUUGAUAAUAGAUUGAUGAGGUAGUGCAUGGGAUUUUAAGUAUCGCUGGAUUUUAAAAUCGGUGGGACUUUGUUUAGGUUGAACUUUUAUUCACUACUUUUUGACGUCUUUGGUUAGUGUCGUAAGCUGCUUUGAAAGGUCCUGUUCAUAUUAAAAUUGAUACAAUUCGUAUCAUUUUAUCAUCUAUGAUGAUAAUAUAUUUUGAUAUUAUGAUCGUUUCUACGUUUUUGAGUUCCAAGACGCCAACCUCUCAGUUAAAAUCACUGACCAUACCUAAUGAUUUAUUUUUAGGAAAUCUUUGGAUAAGGUUAAUCACAUGAUAUGAUGCUUCUUAUAUAUGAUCAUAACAUAAUAUAUAAUAUGCUUCUUAUAUUUAUCUAAUUGAUUUCUGAGGAGUUAUUCUGUUCUCAUAAUUACCAAAGUUUGAAGAGUAACCGAGCGAGAUCAAUGUCGUCUGGGAGACGGCAACUGAUCUGACAACUUAUAUUGUCAAGACGAUUUUAUUGUUGUCACACCGUUCCAUCCGAUCUUGAAAGCUCGAAAAAGCAAAGUAUUUGUAACCUGUUUUCUGUAAAUAUAUUGUAAAACCAUUCCAGAAAAAUUG
Bolinopsis microptera is the source of this 1748-nucleotide messenger RNA. RefSeq names its product ribosome biogenesis protein BRX1 homolog. Gene Ontology annotation, cellular component: nucleolus; cytosol. Lineage: Eukaryota; Metazoa; Ctenophora; Tentaculata; Lobata; Bolinopsidae. Gene Ontology annotation, biological process: rRNA processing; protein folding; ribosomal large subunit assembly. Gene Ontology annotation, molecular function: protein-folding chaperone binding; ATPase activator activity; rRNA binding. Bases 55 to 1089 code for a protein of 344 amino acids. The record is from RefSeq and is a predicted model, not a curated record. The transcript has 9 exons.